Messenger RNA from Eremothecium sinecaudum, 963 nucleotides. RefSeq names its product thiamine thiazole synthase (gene THI4). Lineage: Eukaryota; Fungi; Ascomycota; Saccharomycetes; Saccharomycetales; Saccharomycetaceae. The record is from RefSeq and is a predicted model, not a curated record. Bases 1 to 963 code for a protein of 320 amino acids. The transcript has a single exon.
AUGUCUCAAACUAUGGUUAAGACCCAACACUUAAAGCUAGAAGCUCCUAGCAUCAGUCAUGCCCUAUCUGAAGUCGUGAAGACCGAAGAUUGGUCUGAUUUUGAAUUUAAACCUAUCCGUGAGUCCACUGUUAGCCGUGCAAUGACUUCCCGUUACUUUAACGAUUUGGACAAGUUUGCUGUAUCGGACGUCGUUAUUGUUGGUGCAGGAUCAUCUGGUCUUUCUGCUGCGUAUGUCAUCGCAAAAAACAGACCAGACCUUAGAAUUGCAAUUGUGGAAGCAAAUGUGGCACCAGGUGGGGGUGCAUGGUUGGGUGGUCAGUUAUUCUCUGCGAUGAUUAUGAGAAAGCCUGCCCAUCUUUUCUUGCAAGAAUUAGAAAUUCCAUAUGAAGAUGAGGGUGACUAUGUCGUCGUUAAGCAUGCUGCAUUGUUCACAUCCACCGUGUUAUCCAAGGUUCUGCAAUUCCCUAACGUAAAGCUAUUCAAUGCUACUUCCGUUGAAGAUCUUGUUACAAAGCCAAGUGAAUCUGGUGAAGUGACCAUUGCAGGUGUUGUGACAAAUUGGACCCUAGUCACCAUGGCUCAUGACACGCAGUCAUGCAUGGACCCUAAUGUAAUUGAAUUGGAGGGAUACAAGGAAGACGGUACCAGAGAUCCAACCAAGAGGCACGGAGUGGUGCUUUCAACCACUGGUCACGAUGGACCUUUUGGUGCUUUCUGUGCUAAGAGGUUGGCCGAUUUGGAUGCAAAGCACCAAGUGAAGGGUAUGCAGGCACUGGAUAUGAACACUGCUGAGGCAGGUGUCGUUAAGAGCUCCGGUAGAACUCAAGGUGCUAACUAUAUAUACUUCGCUGGUAUGGAAACUGCUACCAAGAAAGGAGUAUCACGUAUGGGUCCAACAUUCGGUGCUAUGGCUGUUUCUGGUAUCAAAGCUGCCGAAGAAAUUCUGCGCCAUUUUGCUUAA